AUGGACUUUCUUCAACUAACAAGAACACAUAAAAAGUACUUUCGAUACCCGUCGGCAGUCUACGAAGACCUAGAAUCAAAACAUUAUUUUAUGCCAACGGGAGAGACAGAUGACCACGAUUGCUGGGUUACAGCCAGAUUCUCUCCUCAUUGGAAUCAAGAACACAUUCUAUACAUGGGCGACGAUCCCGGAAAUAUCGGAAUUUUCGAUGUGCGAAAGUUUCAUGAUCGAUCGGUACCGCUUGAGGAGCGCCAGCUUCAUUUUUUUCCCGCUCACGAUGGUGCUAUAAUGGAUGUCGUGGGUGUGCCACAAAAAGAAUCUCAAAUCGUAUCGAUUUCUGGAGAUUCGACGGCUCGCUGCUGGGAUUUGAAUCAACCUGCAAUGAAUCGAAAGUCACAAAUAUUCUAUGGACAUACCGGAUCUGUCAGAUCGAUUUGCUUUGCUAAGGAUAAUCCGCAUGUAUUCGUGACCGGUGGCCGGGAUUUUCAGGUGAAGAUUUGGGAUAUGAGAGUGUCUGCAGUAAAGCGACAAGAUGAGGAAUGCCGGAUGGCUACGAUUACAUAUAAGUCAGCUCAUCCGAAGAAUUCGGACUCCAAAUCCAAAACCAGCGGAACCCCAAAAUCGAAAAACUCUCUCCAAGAGAAUCACAAAGUGACGUCAGUUCUAUUCCUCGAUGAAAACCACGUGGCAAGUGCCUCCGAGAAUGCGACGAGUGGAAUACGAAUUUGGGAUAUUCGAAAACCCCCAAAGAACGGAAUUGGGCAUCCGGCAAGAGUGCUGAAAGUGCCAACUUCUAAUAAGAAAUCAUAUGGAAUCACUUGUUUGACGAUGGAUCGAUUCGGAAAUCGACUAUUCGCUUCGUGUACAGAUUCUUCGAUUUAUGAAUACUCGAUACAGUCAGAGUCGAUUUCACCAGUCAACUCGUACACUGGCGCCACCAUUCACAACUUCUACACGGAAGUUGCGUGCUCUCCGGUCUCCGAUACUAUAGCGUGUGGAAGUGAGAACGGACGAGCAGUUAUAUGGGAUCUACAGGAUCAGUACUCGUAUCGGAAUGAUGUGACACUUCCAGAUGAGAUAGAUAAACGAAGAACGAGACUGCCGAGAUGGUCGUGUGGAGGACAUCUGAAACAGGUGCUGAAUGUUGGAUGGAGUUCUCGUGGCAAAUAUUUUCUAUCGUGUGACGAAGGAGGUAUUCGAAUUUGGACGGAACCGAUUCAGAGGAGACCGUGGAAAUGCUUUGAUGAAGACGAUUCAAAGUACUCGACUUCUUCAAUUCCAGAAAAUGAUCCAGAAUUAGCAUACGAAUCAGUGAAACCAUUCGAGUUGAAAGAGUCGGAUGCGGCGAUUACAGGAUUGGAUAGUAUAUCUUUGUCACCAAGACAACGGGCGGAUUCUGGAUUGAGUGGAUCACCACAGAAGAGUCGGGGAUCGAAACGACCGAUUAUUGAGAGUCCGUUUAAGUCGAUUUGUUCCAGUCCGAAACCGUUGAGACUUCAUCAAUCGCCGAGGGCGAAGGUUUUCAAAAUGUCAUCCUCCCCAUCCACCAGCCCGCUGAAACCAUCAAACUCGAACAUCCAGGGAUACUGUACUCCCCAGCAAAUACGAUUCAAAAAGAUAAAAAAGAAUCCAUUCUACUAUGAGCACCCGACGAAAAACUUGCCAAAUAUUGUGUAUGAAACAUUCCGCCGCAAAAUGCUCGGCGAGUCGCCGCCCCAUUCCGAAGACGAGAGUAGUGACAAGUCGUUGUCGAAGACUGGAAGGAAGCGAAUCGAGGAUUGGUGGAUUAAGAAGGGAGAGAAUGUGCCAACGGUGACAAGAGCAAGAUUACCAAGUGUCACCGAAUUCGGCGAGUCAGCAUGUGCCAAAGUGAUACCAGAAGAUGAGCGAAUCGCCCUCCUCUCCCCGAGAAAACUCGUACUCAAAACCCAACAGACAUCCCUCACAACUCCAGUAUCCGCUAAACCCAAAACUGUGCCAAUGACGCCACGAAAACCGACGGAUAAACGACCGACGAGUCGAAAUUUGUUCCAUUACUUCAAGAAAUAG
Molecule: messenger RNA, 2049 nt
Organism: Caenorhabditis remanei
Lineage: Eukaryota; Metazoa; Nematoda; Chromadorea; Rhabditida; Rhabditidae
Exons: 8
Coding region: 1-2049 (682 amino acids)
Biological process (GO): mitotic G2 DNA damage checkpoint signaling; proteasome-mediated ubiquitin-dependent protein catabolic process
Cellular component (GO): nucleus
Molecular function (GO): protein-macromolecule adaptor activity; protein binding
Source: RefSeq, a predicted model, not a curated record